AAGUUGCCGGCGGUGAAAGCUUUCAUCGCCCCAAUGGCAUUUUUAUAUAAAGGUAUACAUGUUUCGUAAAACAGAUCUGGGCAUCUAAUUUUUACAGAAUCUUUGAACGAAUGAUUGGCACAAAUGGACUUGUUUAAUCGAAAUCGGAAUAAAUAUAGUAAGGAUGCAUGUGGUAAUAGUUCUAUGACUCCAUCAGAGAAAAGCGAUCAAGACCAAGAUGACUAUUCAAGUAGAAGUUUCAGCAGUGAUCAAGACAGUGAUUACGAAAGUGAAUACGGGAAAGAUUAUUUUGAAAAUAAGUAUGAAUUAAAUUGAUAUGAAUAUUGCAUAUUGAUUUAGUUUAGAGACGAUAAACAUUAAAAUACAAUUUCCUUAUAAUUUAUAUAAUUAAUUAUUUUUAAAAAAAAUCAAUUAAAAAAAUGACAAUGAUCAUCUGACAUUGACAUUAGUACUUCGAAUUAGUGACAUCAUAUUAAAUGUAUAUUCUUAUUACUAUAUGUAUAUAUAUAAUAUUAUAUAUAUUAUAUAGCCUACUAUACAAUUAUAUUAUAAUAGAAUAAUAGUACUCUUGUUGAUUUAUUUGACAUUAAUUUAAUUUAUUGAUAGUUUUUCUCUGGAAAUUAUUACAAAACCAAUUUGUUAAAAACCAAUUUGUAAGAGUAAGAGGAAAUGUUGGUUGAACAGAAGUUUGUUCUGUUUUUUCUAAUAAUAAUGAAAGUUUGUUGGAAUUAGAGAGCAGAAAAAAUGAAAAAAAGCCAACAAAAAUAAAUCUUAUUUAUUAAAAGUUUACAUUUCCUCAACUCCUCAUUUGCACAUUCCCUUAAAAAAAAGCUCUAAAAAAAGAUAACCAUUGAAUACAAUUUUUUAUUUUGAAUAAAUUUCAAAAACUUCUGUACUAACUCUAAAAAACUUCUUUUCUAACUUACAACUUACUUCGGUUCAGGCAACAUUCCAUUGUCCAAAUUGAAUUUGAACUAUAACUAAUUGGUUUUGUUCUAAUUUCAGGAUUAUCCUGUGUCAUAUAGCACAUCAAUCUACACUAAAAGUUAAACAGUGACUACCCUCACAUCACACAAUGAAGUAGUUUUGAAGUUCAUAAAAAAAUCACAUCAUCAUAAUGAUUAAAUAGAGCAACACACUUAUUCAUGUAUUUAAUUUAAUUAUAUAAAGAAAUAAUUUUAAAGAAUAUUUUGAACAUGUAGGCUCAAAAUUUCUAUUUAAAAGACCUACAUUUUUACUUUAACAAGAUUCAUUAAUAGUUUUCUCAAUUCAAUUAUUUAAUUUCACUUUUAAAAAAAAUUUGGUUACAUAGUAACUUGUGAUUAAUGUUUACAUUUAAUUCUUGUUAAAGGAAAGUUGGUUUUCAAGUUGAUGUGCUUCAUUUGAUUAUGACAAAUGCAUUUUUAAUUGAAUUUGUUCAAUGAUUUACUCUCAUGGUAAAUUGUUUAAUAGAUCCAGCUGUAUAUGUCAUGGUUAAAUUAUAUGACAAUAUGAUGCUUCUAAUAAUUUGGAAACCAGAAAACUCCUCACUUGUCCUUGAAUGUAGAGUCUCUUGAAUUCAACUGUGUUACUUACUAUCCUUCACUUUUCAAGAGAAAAGGUAGUAAAGAGAAUAGCAUCAGACCUUUGAUCUUACAUCCUCAACACUUAAGGCAUUGUAUAGCUUUUUGUAUAGCAAGCAGUAUGCCACUGACUUGUUUAAAAUAAAUGCAUAAAAUAUACCCGUGAAGACACAAUAACAUAGAACAACCACUAUAUUUAAAAUGAAAACAUAUUGCUGUAAUUUUUGCUGAAUUUGUCAUCAUACCAGAUAUGUCCCCAUUUUAAAGUCAUCACUGAUAUUAUUUAUAGUAAACUUAAUUCUAAAGAAUUUUCUUUAUGCAUUAACUGCAGUGGUAGAUGCAAUAAAUUUCAAUGGGAUGGUGUGAAAAGAAGAUUUCCUGUUCUGGAAUUUGAUACACAAGCUUUCUUCAAUGAGGACACAAAUUUGAAAAAAAAUGGGCGUAAGUAUGACAGCUUUAACAAAAAAAAUUAUGAUGCCUUACAUUUUCUGAUCAAUUUUUUAAUUUUAAUUGCUAAAAAUUGUUAAGUUUAUAACAAACAUAAUUAAACAUUGAUAAAUCUAUCAAUAAAAUGGUUUAUUUAUAUGGUUUAAUUAUAAUGCAGCCAUUACAGGACUUUAAGUGGGCAUUUACUAAAUAAGGAUUUUAUUUAAGAAAUUUAAAACACUAAAAAUGGAAUGAGAGUUUGAAAUCAGAUUGAAGUUUUUUAUUAAUAGGAAUUUUGGUGGGGAAAUUGCUUUGUAAUGAAAACUUAAUUAUUUGAUGAUUUUGAUGUGAUGCAAUUUCUAGAUUAAUUUUUGUCUACAUUUUGACUAAUGUUGUAAAUACUCUUAAAACUUGUUUUUUCUUUUAGUCCUAUAAAAUUUAAAUAUAUAUAGUUUAUAUAUAUAUUUUUUUAAAAAAAAAAUCUGCUGCCAUUCAAAAUGAAAUUGCAGAAGAUUUUGGCCUGGUUUGUAAAGUAUCAGGCAAUGCUCAAAUCAUGAGAGAUAUUUUGAUGGCCCAUGGAUUUUAUGAGGUAUUUUUUUGUUUUUCCAACGUAAUUUUCACAAAUAAAUCAAACUAUUUUAAAAUGUUUAUUUUCGAUGUAAGUUUCAGUUUGCUCUUACAUUGGGAAUAUGUAAUAUAGUUAUUUAAUACAAAAUAUAUAUUGGCUUCAUGAAAAUCCUAUUUGAAAUGAUGAAAACAGCUUAAAUAUAGAUCUGGUCUCAUAUAUUUUGGCUGAAGAGCAGUUUAGACAUAAAGACCAGGCUAGCAAAUAAAUUUAAAACAAAUUUUAAAAAAAUCACACACAUAAAAUUCAUUCCAUGUUCAUCUACUGAAAUGGUAAAAAAUGUUCAUUUAAUGAAAUGAAAAUAUAUUUUCUCAAAUUUUAUGAAAAGUGCAAAACUUUCUCAGGUCAUGAUAAUUUGGCUUCCCAGCUCAUUUAAUAAACAGUUCGUAGAAUAAUAAUAUGCCAGUUUAAAGUGUUUUUGAACAUUAAAUGAUAUUAGCAGCUCUAAUCUUUUGUAACACAAUGCCAGUGGUGAACAGCAAGCCAUCAAUUGUUUUACAAAAGGUUAAAAUAUUUAAAAGAUUAAAAAAUUAUAAUUAAUUGGUUACUCCACUGUCAUUGGUAUUAAUGUUGAGGGCUGAAAAAUUUAAGAAGCACUGCUGUAACCUAUGAGCACAGCAUGCAAUUUAGACUUUGUUUGUAAAAUGAUUUAAUGAAUGUGUGACACAUGGAGUCUGCAGGUGGCACUUUUUAACUGGAUUUUUUGGACUAAUUAGUAAACAUUUUAUAUGCUUUGGAUAAGGGAGCUGUAAAAUCAAUGGAGAAAAUUUGUUAUCCCUGCCCAAAGAAGUAUCUACAUUAAAUAGUCGUAAAGAUUUAGUUUUGGAGAAUAUAAUGUUUAAUUUAUUUAAAAAAAAUUAACAAUUUAAUUCUAGUAGGAGUAGGAAUGUUAUCUGAAACAUGCCCUUUCAUUUGAAUUUUAGCUACCUCUGUUAAUUUUUUUCGCAUGUGACUUAUGCUAUUUUUAUAUGUUUAGACCCACAGAAGCACAAGAUGCUUUAAUUUGAACUGGGCAGCUAACCAUCCCGGCCCUUAUUACAUUCGUGGUAUGGCACAUUUUCAAACAAUAAAUCAUUUUCCACAGUAAGUAGAUGUCAUUAACUAAUUAGCUACCAGAUUGAAAAACCGGCUGUGGCCGAAUUAAAUCUAGGUCACGUUGACUACGAUACAAACGUUGGCGCUACCAGCGGCUCAUGGCCAUAACAAAAGAAACGCCCUGCUGCUCCCAGUGGCUUAUGGUAGUUAACCAGUUAAAAGAUUUUGUUCAGUUUAUGAAUAUAAUCUGUACUUAAAAGAUUAUUCUUUAUUGAACUUUUCCCUAAUUCCUAAACUAUAAAAUGUUAUACGGGUAUUGAUUUAAAAAUUAUUUUAAUACUCCGCUAACUGUAAUUGUAUAAGAGUUAUUCUAUUAAAAUAUUGAUAAUGCGUGGACAUGACAGUUACUAUUAAUUAACAAACUUAAAUGAUAUAUAUAUAUAUAUAUAUAUAUGGUAUGUGAACAUUUUACAGAACAAAAGAGCUGACGAGAAAAGAUAAACUGUUUAAGAAUGUAAUCAAAAUGCAGAAACUGCACGUAAGUUUUUAACUGGAUAGCUAAUAAAAAAAAUUCCUUUUCAGAGACUCUUUUUUAACCAUCUUAUCACAAAUUACUGUAUUUAUUGGUGUAUAAAACGCCCCCGCGUAUAACAGGCAACUCAAUUUAGGAAGGAAAUUUCAGGAAAAAAAACCUAAACAUUAUAUUGGCGUAUAACACGCACACAUAAUUUGCCCCCUAUUUUCGGGGAGAAAAAGUGCGUGUUAUACGCCAAUAAAUACGGUACGGUAUGUUUGGAAUACAGAAUUCACUUUUUCUACAGAGCUUUCUAACAUAUUAAUAUUAACUAUUGGCUUUGCAUGUGAAUAACAUGAUAGAUGUGUUGCAGGUGAUUCACUUGUUACCAUACAUGUGAUGUGAAGCUUGUUACAUCUAAGGGGGAUAUAACUUGCACAAAACUUGUGUGUAAUUUAGCUGUUUAACAAUUUGCACAAACAAACUUCAAAAAUAAAUAACAAAAAGAAUAAAAUAACCUUUAAAAAAUACUUAUUUUUUUAUUGAUAACCUAAUCAUUUUUUACAAAUUUCUUUAAAAUUCAUUACUUUGUUUUUGGACUUACAAUCAAACACUUUAAUGUCUGUUUGGCAUAAGGUUACAGAGCUAAAAUUUAGCAAACACCUCAGACUAAAGUGGAAGGUUUAAUAUUAUCAAAAUUAGAUGGAAUCUUGCUUGACUAGUCAUGUAGAUAUGUGAAGUGAAAUUUUAGAAUGUGUAACAAAAAAAAUAAAAUCCCUUGCUUUAAUGGCUAGUUAAGAGCAUCAGUCUUAGAAGAAAAUCAAAUUCAACUACAACUUAUUCCUAAGAUUUUUCAAAAUUGCUUUUUAAUCUCAGUAACAGGGGGAGGGGGGGGGGGGGGAAAACAAAAACUAUGUUACCUUUUUUAAAUUCAGUUUUUAAAAAAAAGUGAUCGACGUGCAGCAUUUUGCAAUAGUAACAGGGGGAGGGGGGGGGGGGAGAAAACAAAAACUAUGUUACCUUUUUUAAAUUCAGUUUUUAAAAAAAAGUGAUCGACGUGCAGCAUUUUGCAAGGGUUAUUGUUAUUAUGUAAUGUUUCAGUAUUAUCAGUUUUUCACUCUUUUUAUUAACAUGAAGAAAGAUUUAUUUUCCCUAGAAAAGAGAAUCAUGUCAUGUUGACUGUCAGGAAACAUUUGUAAAUGUGGAAAGCUGCAAUCCCCUUAUCUCCAACGCAACAUUAUAGGAAAUCUUUUUUUCUGUAUCAUACAGACAUUUUCUUUCUCUGCCUCUGUUUUCUUUGCACCUUUUCAUGAAAACAUAAUGAGAGAUUCAUGAGAGUCAUGGUAAAUGGUGUAAGCCAUUAAACAAUAAAGGCACAACACAUAUUGGCCAAUGGAGGCUUAAAACUCAACAAAGAGGUGCAUACUGAGCAUGGAGUUCAAUAAAAAUGGUUGAUUGUAAUAAUGCCAAGAAUAUCUGCAUCAAUUUUUUUUUAUUAUAGGGGAAGGAGCAUUUUGAUUUUGUCCCACAAAGUUUUGUGCUCCCUAAUGAAUACAGAGCUUUUCGCUGUGAGUUGAUCAGUUACUGCUUGUUUCUUUCAUUGUGUCAAAAUGUUUAUAAAACAACUUGUGAUAAUGCAUAAUUACUUUGUAAUAAGAAUAGUUCCAGAAAAUGGAGUUGAAAUAACAUCUAUUCCAAUUUUUUAAAUUAGUGCUAGUACUGUUCAGUUUUGAAAUACAUAAGUAUGGACCUUAAAAGAAAGUGUUUUAACAAAAGAGGCUGAAUUUUGGGGUAUAUUUCUGUUAACCUUGAUUAAAGAUGCAUGCACAACAUAAAGAGAUAAUGUGCAAUAUUCUUUAUCCACUAUUUCCAGCUUACUUUAAGCAAGACAACGGGCCUUUCAUUCUCAAACCCGUUGGUCUAUCUCGAGGUAGGGGAGUUUCUCUCAUUACCAAAGUGAGUAAAGGAGCAAAACAGUUUCAUUUAUCUAUCAUUUUGCUCUUUCUUCUUCUCCUCUAAUUUGUACAUUCUUAAUUAAUAUUGGGAAAUUGUGGAAUUUGAAAAGUGUAAUAACUAUUAGGACGAUUCUUUGCAAACUAUAAGUAUGAAAUUUUCUUGAUAUGUUUACUAGCUAUACUACACUGGCUAUGGGGAUAUUAUUCUGGCUUAUGUACUGGGAUUGUACUAGAGUUACCUACCGCAAAUCAAGGACAAACAAACAAAAUGUCAUCUAUUCUAAUUUUUCUGCAAUAUUUAUGGCUGUCUCAAAAGUCUUUUUAAUAUGAAUGCCUCUAUGGACACUAAUAUUGUUACCCAGACUUCAUGGCCAGUAUACAAGGAAUACCAUUCCAAAGUUGAUUCAUCUUAGUUUUGUUUUUCUCUUGAAAAUAUUAUUGAUUUAAAAAACUCAUAUUGACAGCCAAGGCAAGCCUUGAAGAAAACUGAAACUGGAAAAAGAAAUGUUGUAUGCAAAUACAUUCCUAAUCCACUUAUUCUUAAUGGUGAGUUGUAACAGUGUACCAAACUUUAAGUAAACAUCAGUCAAAAAAGUCAAGUCAUUUUGAAUUUUAAAAAAAUCAAAUGUUGUUCUUUAAAAUUCAUAGCGCCUAUCAUUUCAUAUUGAAAAAUAUCAUAUAAUCAAAGUGUUUAAUGCUAUACCAGGUUACAAAUUUGACCUCCGCAUCUAUGUGGCAGUUACCUCAUUCGAUCCCUUGCUCAUCUAUGUCUACAAAGAAGGAUUAACUAGGUUUGCCACUGUCAAAUAUGAUAUGGAUAGCGGAACUUAUGAAAACCUAUGUAUGCACCUUACCAACUACAGCAUCAAUAUGACCAAUUCUGAUUAUAUUAAGUAAGUAUGCAAUGAAGUGAUCAUCUUUUGUUUAGUUGAUUCCAUCCUCACCAUUCAUUAUUACUUUAACAUCAUGUUAUCACUUACCUUAUUGAAUACAAAGAGAAAGAGGUAUACCCAAAAUUCACUUUGUAGAGGUUGCAAUAUUUGCUUACCACUACCACCCUCAAAUAACUCGAUGUGCUGCCUACUGGUCAUACACUCAGCUGGGCUGGUUAAACCUUUUUAAUGGAACUUUCAUUCCCUGACACAUAAGCUCCCUUGAAGAGUGGUGCAGACCUGUUUACUCUUACGAUUUUGGCGUACAAUGUACGAUUUUGAGGUGUAUAGAUUGUAUAUACUGUAUGUUUUUUUUACUAUGAAUAUAACGUAUUAAAUGACUUUGUGACGAUAUUGUAUGAUUUUAAGAGUUUGAGGGUAAACAGGUCUGGUGGUGAAAGUUUGUCUGGAUUGCACUAUCUGAAGAUUCUUAAAGUUUUAUUUAUAUGUUUAAAUGCAGGAAUGUUGACCCAGCAAUAGAAAAUGUUGGCAACAAAUGGUCCCUGGGUGCCUUGCUGCGGCAUUUACGUUCCAUCGGUAAAGACCCCACUGGUAAAAAGCUUUAAAUAUCUUUCUUUUAAAGUUUAAAAUAUCAAUUUUUACUCAACUUUAACUUAAAUCAUUGCUUGUUUUCAUUUUAAUUUGUAAAGCAUCAAUAUGUAUAGGUCCAAAAAGUGCUUCUAAACCUAAAGUAUAUUUACUGUUAGUAUAUGGUAAAUAUUUAGAAAGAGGGCAUGCAUUCUGAUUGACAGUAUCUAACUUAGUUCAAAUUUUGUCUUAAGCCAUCAUGGUAGAAAUUGAAGAUGUCAUCAUCAAAACAAUCCUAUCAGUGGAAUGGAGAGUUGGCCUUGCCUGUAAGAGAUAUGUACGUCAAGAUAGUAAUUGCUUUGGUAAGUAUAAAGACGUUUGAUUCAUCAAAAAUACUCUGAGACAGACUUAUACAUACCUGUGACACACCUGAGACAAAACUGACACAGACCUGAGAAACACUUGAUACAGACCUUAGAUUCUAAUAUUUUGGUGUCCCUUAACCCCAGGCCCCCCCCCCCCCCCCCCCCCCCACCCUUAACCCCAGGCCCCCCCCCCCCCGACAAAACAUUGUUGGUUGACAUCAAAAUGUAUGGUUGAAGAAGAAAAUAGUUCUGAAUUUUUCACUGGGCCUUAAAAAAAUGCAACUAGCCCAGGAAAAUACUUUCAGUAUACUCUACUGUAACCCUUAUUGAAUAUUUUAGAUACUGUAAGAAAGUUUAAGUUGCAGUAUUAAUAUGGUAAAAGCAUUUCAAAUGGUUUGAUGUAAAGCUGAUACAAAAUGGUACUCUUUGAUUCCUAAUUAUCCCAUUCAGCUUGUUUUGGAAGCACCUGCCUUCCCAUAAAUUUCUCUUUCAUUUCAGAACUUUUUGGGUUUGAUAUUUUGUUGGAUGAGAACUAUAAGGCUUGGUUAAUAGAAGUCAACCUGUCCCCAUCAUUAGGCUGGUAAGUUAUUUUUAAACUCUCUUUGAAUUAGAUAAAAUAAACUUUAUUUCAUUUGAUAAUUUUGCCUCUUGCCAAUAAAAUAACUUUAGACAUAAUCAAGUAAAUUUUCUCAUGGUAUGUUUACAAUAUCUAUUGCCAGGGCAUGUUUUUUAACAAAUUAGAUGUCUAGUAGUAUCAGCCAUAUCAUUGGCAAUAAUCUUAUUUUAUAUAGACUGCUGACCAACUGUACAACAGUAUUAUCCUUCAUAUUUUAAAAAUCAUAAAAAAGUCACAAUGAACCCAUAGUGCAUUUUAAAUGAAUUUCAGUGACACUCCAAUUGAUGUGAAAAUCAAAAGCAAUAUGCUAUGUGAUCUGUUAAAUCUUGUUGGUAGGUACCUUUUAUACAAUUUAUUUUUUAGCACUGUUUCAUAUAUUAGUCAUAGUCAUUAUAUUUUAUCCAACUGAUACCAUUUGCCCUGCUUAAUCUGAAUCAGAGGCUCAUGAUAUGACAUGUCAUAAAAUUAAAUACGUGCCUUUAGAAUUCAAUUAUAUGAGAUUUAUUUCAAUCAUGAUUUUGAACAGAACACUGCUAAAACAGACCUAAUUGUGCCAAAGUCAUAUUCAAAUCAAAACUUAGCUGGCCAAAAAAUUUUGAAAAACACUAACCUUUUAUGAGAAUCUUUUCUGUAUUUAUGUUGAAUGGCAUUUUGAGCGUAUAGAAAAAAAUGAAAAUUUUCUUUUGACCAAAUUGUUUACCCUUCUAAAUAUAAGUUUUUUUAAAUGUAUCACAUUUUGAAUUUUGUUAAUUCCUGGCUUCUUCUCCGGGAAAAGACCCUAUCAUAGUAUAACUUAAAUAUUUCCAUUUAAAACUUUUUGCUUGUGUUAUUUAAAUUUGAUAUGUCUCAUUGUUUAAAUUAAAUUGUAGGCCUUAGGUGCUACUCCCCAUCCAACUAUUUCUGUGGCCGCAAAGAUUAUGGAUUUACUGAUAAACUCAUUGAAAGGAUUCAGGUAGAAUCUGUAUUUCUGUGAUGAAUUUCAUUAGGUUAUUUAAUUCAUUGUCAUCAAAACAUGUGCAAAAUGUCAUUAAGUUCUUUUAUUCAUUGUCAUCAAAACAUGCGCCAAAUUUCAUUUUGAAGGUAUGUUAUAAACUCCUUGCUGAGACAUACAAACAUUGUGGUUUAAAUAAAUCUCUGCUACUUAUGGACUAACUAGUUUUAUAAAAUAUUUACACUUGUGUUAUUAUUCUAGGACCUUAGAUUGACAUCAGAAUAAAGCUAAUUAAAGAAUUUGUUUAAAAAUUGUUACUACCAACUCAAGGCAGUGAUUCAGACAUUUAUAAAUAUUAAUUAUGUGAUUUAAUGAUGUAGUGAUUUAAUUCAAAGAACUUGCAGUCAAAUUUCUACUUAAUUUACUAUUAAUGUUGUUAAAUUUGACAUAAUGUGCUUUAUGAUACUAUCUAUAACACAGGUGACAGUUGGCUAUUACUAUUAUUCAAAAUGCAGAGAACUGAUUCACUUGGUCUUUGGUUUGCAUAAUGCAAAGAAACAAUUCAAAAUGCUGGUUGCUGAGGAGAAAGAGGUAAACAUUGUUUUUUUAUAUUAUGUUUUUGUUACACAUAUCUGAAAAAAUUAUGGUUUACAAGGGAUGUUUUCAAGUUAAGAAAAAUAUACUGAGCCCUAUAUCAAAAUACAGUGAAAAGCAUAGUGAUUUACUUUAAUAAGUGUUAAGUUAUACCACUUAAAUCCCAUAAAUUAAAUGUUUUCACAUGAAAUUCUAUUGGAUAUUUUUAUGUUAUCACACACAAAAACUAUAUUAUUCUUGUAUAGUAAAAUUCUAUAAUAGCUUUAUAAAAACAAAGGUCCAUGAUAAAAUAAAAUAUGUCUGCAAAUGAUUAUAUAUAAAACCCUGAAUAACCAAACUGUGUAAAUAGACAUUAAUAUUUGUUUAUGCAAAGUUUAUGCAUGAUGCAACAUUAAUUAAGGCUGUUUUAUGCUUAUUUUUUCUAUCAUGUGAAUGCUUAAAGAUUUAAUUAAAAUAAAAAAGAAUUAAUGACAGUUAAAAUGUUUCUCAGAGGCAUGCUUCUGAACGAGAUAAACAGCCAAAGGUAGAGAAUCAUAAAAGGGAGCCGGCCACCCUCACGCUAACUCUAAGCCCUAAAGAAAUAGAGAUGAUUCGUCAGGUUAGAGAGGAAGAAACCAGAUCUGGAGGCUGGCAGCGAGUUUUUCCUACAGCAGACAGUUGGGACAAAUACUGGUAACAAACAUUGUUUAUUUAAGUUCUUUAUAAAUAAUAUUUUUUAAGUUGAAUAUUCUCUAAGGAAAUCUAAGUAGUUUCUACUUCAAUUAUUUUAUAAAAAAAUUAAACAAUUUUUUUAAUAAUGUUAUUCACUGUAAUCCAUAGGGGAUUCUUGUCUUUUCCUACAAGAAAUAAUCUUAUAUUACACCAAAGACUUUUUCCAGAAAUGUAA
This is a messenger RNA of Lymnaea stagnalis (great pond snail), 10969 nucleotides long. NCBI's taxonomy places the organism in Eukaryota, Metazoa, Mollusca, Gastropoda, Lymnaeidae. The record is from the annotation of a GenBank genome assembly.